CAACCCCAAAGCAAAAUCAAGCUACUUCCAACUCAACAUUAUGUAUAUCGGGAUGUCAGGUACAGAAAACCAAACACGAGACGAGGAAUCACCGGUCAACGGCGACAUUCUAGAGGUCGUACUCUCUCGCGCGCCGCUCGUCGACUUGGUGGCGGCGUCGCUGGUGUCCAAGUCUUGGAGCCACGCCGUGACUUCCUCCCUCCGGUGGCUCAACAAGCCCAAGCCCUGGCUCUUCGUUCACACUCAAAGCACGCGUUCCCCCCAAGAUGUCGCCACGCGCGCUUUCGACCACCGCUCCAGCGAGUGGGUCGACAUUGCUCCCAACGCCGCCGCCGCGUCAUCCGUCUACGUCUCGCCCAUCCGCUCCUCCAAUUCCAACCUCAUCUACAUGCUAUCCCCCACCACGCUCUCCUUUUCCUUCCACGCGCUCAGCGCCGAGUGGCAUCACGUCCCGGCGCCAACGGUGUGGCGCACGGACCCGAUCGUCGCGUACGUCGCCGGCUCCAUCGUCAUUGCCGGCGGCACGUGCGACUUCGAGGAUGACCCCCUGGCUGUGGAGAUGCACAGCCUCGAGGACGGCGCCACGUGGCAGACGUGCCAUUCCAUGCCGCCGAUUCUUAAGGACUCGUCCGCCUCCACGUGGCUGUCCAUUGCCACCACGUCCGACAAGCUCGUCGUCACCGAGAAGCUCACCGGCGCCACCCACUGCUUCAACCCGAGAACUAAAACCUGGUCGGGGCCGUACAAUUUACGCCCCGAUCCACGGAUGUCCCUGUCGAUCAUCGGAUUCUCCGAAGAUCGCGGGCUGGUUCUAAUGGGAACUAUCGUCGCCGGGGACGCCCAAGGCGUAAAACUAUGGGAUGUCAACUCUGAGACCUUUGAAUGCGUGGAGAUUGGGGAGAUGCCGGCGGGGUUAGUCGGGAAACUGCAGAGCGAGACCUUCGGAUUAUCUUCGAUAAACCUUUGCACAGCGGGAGAUUACGUGCACAUAUAUAAUGGGUCCCACGCGGAGGAUGUGGUCGUUUGUGAGCUAGGCGGAGGCGGCGGUGAGUGGUGGAGCAUCAAGAACAUGGCGGUUGGGGAUAAUGGAAAUAGCAAAAUGGAAAGAGUGGUUUUUACUUCGUCCUCAGAAGUUGGAGUGGACGAACUGCGGCGAGCUAUGCGGUCGGGCCAAGGGACUACGUUUACUGUGUGUGAUCGAAGCAGAUAAAAUAACAAUUUCUCUUUACUUAAAGUGCAUGGCCGCCAUUUUUGUAAUCCUUCUCCCAUACAUCUGCAGAUAAGAAUCGAAUGUAUCUGCAUUAUUCCAUACUUUAUUUUUUACAUUGCUUUUAUUUAACUUGUUUUAGUUGCCACACUUUCAUUUUUACAUUUGUCAAUGCACA
This is a messenger RNA of Cuscuta epithymum, 1385 nucleotides long. The record is from the annotation of a GenBank genome assembly. NCBI's taxonomy places the organism in Eukaryota, Viridiplantae, Streptophyta, Magnoliopsida, Solanales, Convolvulaceae.